GCACUUCCUUGUUGGCAUCCUUUCUCCAUGCUGGAUUUAUGAAAUAUAGAACUAUCUCCGACAACUUAAGGACUCAGCUGAAACGGUCCGGUAUCUUGAGGAUGGCUCUCGCCGGCUCGGAAACGACGGACCAGGACGGUCACGGAGAGACUUUCCUCCUGCGGGCUGUGAGGAUAGCAGCCGUGGUCGCUCUGUACUGGUUUGUUUCAAUAACUAUGGUGUUUCUAAAUAAUUACCUGCUGGAUAACCGGGAGCUGGACGCGCCGUUGUUCGUCACAUUUUAUCAGUGUGUGGUGACGGUGGGGCUGUGCUGGCUCAUGCAGCUGCUGGCCACACUGUGUCCGGGACUCAUCGACUUCCCCUCGGUCAAAUUCGACCUGAAGACGUCCCGGGAAGUCCUCCCGCUGUCCGUCGUCUUCAUCGGCAUGAUCACAUUCAACAACCUGUGCCUGAAACAUGUCGGAGUGGCUUUCUACACGGUCGGCCGGUCGCUCAGCACCGUUUUUAAUGUGCUGUUAUCUUAUAUUAUCCUCAAACAGACCACUUCAUUGAAAGCCAUACUCUGCUGCGGGAUCAUACUGGGUGGAUUCUGGCUCGGUGUGGACCAAGAGGGCAUAGCAGGGUCCCUCUCCUGGUCAGGUGUCUUUUUUGGGGUGAUUGCCAGCGCUUGCGUAUCCAUGAACGCCAUCUACACUAAGAAGGUGAUGCCAGCAGUGGAUGGAAACAUCUGGAAACUGUCCUACUACAAUAACAUUAACGCCUCCGUCCUCUUUCUCCCGCUCAUCCUUGUGUUCGGAGAGUUUGGCCGCGUCUUCAGCUUCAGCCGCCUCACUGACCUCGGGUUUUGGGGCAUGAUGACACUCGGAGGAGUGUUUGGUUUCGCCAUUGGCUACGUCACGGGCCUCCAGAUCAAGUAUACAAGUCCACUCACACACAAUGUCUCAGGGACCGCGAAGGCCUGCGCCCAGACUGUUAUUGCAGUGGUGUACAACUCCUCCAGUAAAAGCCUGCUGUGGUGGACCAGUAACAUGAUGGUUCUCGGUGGCUCGUCGGCGUACACGUGGGUCAAAAGUCUGGAAAUGAAGAAGACUCCCCACAGAGAACCUCAGGACUCGGCCAAGGAAAAACUGCUGCCAGGGGAGAAAGGCAACAUGGGAGUGUAAACUCUAAUCAUGCUGAGAAACCUUUAGUUUUUACCCAUGUGGCGUGAGAGUGUGACACAAUGUAACAUUUAAGGCCUUUACACACCAAGUCCAUAUUUUCGUAAACUUUUUUUUUUUUAAAUUUGUCAUCCAACGGAAAUCGUUACGCAUGGACGGCUGUUUGUUGUUGAAAUUCGCAAAAUUAGAUAAAACAGUAAAAUACACUUUCUCCCCAUCUCCUCUCCACUCACGGUUCCCACAAUCAUGGAAACCUUGAAAAAGUCAUGGAA
Messenger RNA from Plectropomus leopardus (leopard coralgrouper), 1432 nucleotides. RefSeq names its product solute carrier family 35 member C1 (gene slc35c1). The record is from RefSeq and is a predicted model, not a curated record. Lineage: Eukaryota; Metazoa; Chordata; Actinopteri; Perciformes; Serranidae.